Molecule: messenger RNA, 597 nt
Organism: Odobenus rosmarus divergens (Pacific walrus)
Lineage: Eukaryota; Metazoa; Chordata; Mammalia; Carnivora; Odobenidae
Gene: MSC
Product: musculin
Exons: 2
Coding region: 1-597 (198 amino acids)
Biological process (GO): regulation of transcription by RNA polymerase II; skeletal muscle tissue development
Molecular function (GO): RNA polymerase II transcription regulatory region sequence-specific DNA binding; protein dimerization activity; DNA-binding transcription factor activity, RNA polymerase II-specific
Source: RefSeq, a predicted model, not a curated record
AUGUCCACCGGCUCGGUGAGCGACCCCGAGGAGAUGGAGCUGCGGGGGCUGCAGCGGGGGUACCCGGUCCCCGCCUCCAAGAGGCCGCCCCUCCGCGGCGCCGAGGGCAGCUACAUCUCGCCCAGUGACAACUCGUCGGCCGAAGAGGAAGACCCCGAUGGCGAGGAAGAGCGGUGUGAGCUAGGCGCGGCCGGCGGCGCGGAAGGCUGCAAGAGGAAGCGGCCGCGGGUGGCUGGGGGCGGCGGCGGCAAGAAGCCCCUCCCGCCCAAGGGCUCGGCUGCAGACUGCAAGCAGUCGCAGCGCAACGCCGCCAACGCCCGCGAGCGCGCCCGAAUGCGCGUGCUGAGCAAAGCCUUCUCCAGGCUCAAGACCAGCCUGCCUUGGGUGCCCCCCGACACUAAGCUUUCGAAGCUCGAUACGCUCCGGCUGGCUUCCAGUUACAUCGCGCACCUGCGGCAGCUGCUGCAAGAGGACCGCUACGAGAACGGCUACGUGCACCCGGUGAACUUGACAUGGCCAUUCGUGGUCUCGGGACGACCCGACUCGGACACCAAAGAAGUUUCCGCAGCCAACAGAUUAUGUGGGACCACCGCUUAG